Molecule: messenger RNA, 1393 nt
Organism: Lycium ferocissimum
Lineage: Eukaryota; Viridiplantae; Streptophyta; Magnoliopsida; Solanales; Solanaceae
Product: transcription factor IBH1-like 1
Exons: 1
Coding region: 596-1165 (189 amino acids)
Biological process (GO): regulation of DNA-templated transcription
Source: RefSeq, a predicted model, not a curated record
CCUUCUCAUUUCCCUUCUCUGUGCUCUUGAGCUACAUCGAUUUGCCUGCUGGAUCUUAGAAAACAAUAGAUUACUGUCUUCUAUUUCAGAUUUCAACCUUCCAAGGAAAAAUCUUCUGUUGCAUUUAAGAGAAAAUUAAGCUCACUAAGGUAUGCUAAUUCUUACUAUACUAUUUUAAUGUUAUAAUUAAGAUGCUCUCCAAGUUUAACCUUUUGCAUGUUCUUAACAUUUAUGCUUAUUGAAUUUUUUUUGAUAUUCGUAACUAUGCCUGUGUAUUUCUUUCGGAAACAGCCUCCCUACCGUCCAAGAUAGGGAUAAGAUCUGCGUACAUUUUACUCUCUUCAGACUCCACAUUGUGGGAUUUCACUAAUAUGUUGCUGUUGUUGUUUUAUGCCUGUGUAGUCCUAACACACAUUCAUGAACAUUUUUGUUACACUAAACUUGAGAGGUUAAUUUUAUCAAUAUUUUGUGGUCAAUCUGUCGAACCUGGCAUGUGCAUGCAAUUGAAAAUAAUUUUUUUUCUUUUUGGAUUUCUAAGUUUAUCCUGCAUGAUUUCAUUCUUACAUUUUUUUUCACUUUGUUUUUUUCUUAGAGAAUGUCGAAUACUGGUUCACUCAAGCAAGAAUUUCUCAAGAAAUGGAUACAAGGACUUAAAGCAUGCAGUGCUAAAAAGAAAGAAAUGAGCAUAAUGGAGAGAAAGAAAGCUAUAAAGCUAUCAGCAGAUUUGGCCAUGGCUUCCGCAAGAAACUCUACAACAUAUUGGAGCCAUACCCUUAUGGCCAAUGCUUUACAAGCUAACAAAAACAAAUUCAUUGUUUCCGACAUUCUCGGCAAUGACUCUGAUCAUGGCAUAAAAAAAUCUUCAAUGAGAGUACUGGCCACGUCGCAUAAGAACAUGAGAAGCAAGAAAAUUCUCAAGAAAAGUUGUAGCAUUUCAAGAAGAAGUAAAAAGAAGGCUUUAGGUCGUUGUAUAGCAAGAAAUCUAGUGAAUAAGAGAACCCAAGUUCUAAAAAGACUUGUCCCUGGAGGAGAAUACAUGGAUGAUGAAUGUUUGAUCAAAGAAACCUUAGAUUAUAUCCUUUCACUAAGAGUUCAAGUUGAUGUUAUGAGGCAUCUUGCUAAUAAUGCUACUCACGCGGUUUCUCAUACUACAACAACAUCAUAGUUGUUCCUUUUCUUCUCUUAGUUUUCUUUUUAACCAUCAAGUCAGAAUACUUAUUCUCCUUUAUCUUUUUUUCCCCCCAAACUUUCUCAUGGAAUUUUUUGGGCAAUAGUUUGAUUAUCAAGAAGAAGAAGAAGAAGAAGAUGAUGAUGAUAAUUCUUAGUGUAACCUGUAACAAUGUAUAUAAGACUAUAAGUAAUGCAUAUAUGUUAUACAUAUAUUUUUGGAAGA